Lobosporangium transversale is the source of this 3015-nucleotide messenger RNA. RefSeq names its product Metalloenzyme, LuxS/M16 peptidase-like protein. Lineage: Eukaryota; Fungi; Mortierellomycota; Mortierellomycetes; Mortierellales; Mortierellaceae. Bases 1 to 3015 code for a protein of 1004 amino acids. Gene Ontology annotation, cellular component: cytosol; mitochondrion. Gene Ontology annotation, molecular function: metal ion binding; metalloendopeptidase activity. The record is from RefSeq and is a predicted model, not a curated record. The transcript has 5 exons. Gene Ontology annotation, biological process: peptide catabolic process.
AUGGCUGCUACUUCUAAUGUUCUUCCAGAAGGAUAUGUCCUUCAUGAAAAGGGAACCCAUGCUAUUUUCACAAAGCCUAUUGAGCAGUCACUCAAUGAUGAUCGUCAUUAUCGACUGAUCCGUCUCAAGAACGACCUGGAGGUACUACUCAUUCAGGAUCCUAAUGUUGACAAAUCUGCGGCUGCGCUAGAUGUUCAUGUUGGCCAUUUGAGUGAUCCCAAAAACUUGCAGGGACUGGCACAUUUCCUGGAGCACUUGCUAUUCAUGGGCACUGCCAAAUAUCCUCGUGAGAACGAGUACAGUGAAUUUUUAGCCCAUCACUCGGGUAGCUCCAACGCGUUCACAGGACUUGAUAACACUAAUUAUUAUUUUGAAGUUGGACAUGCUCACUUGGAAGGUGCUCUAGAUCGAUUUGCACAGUUUUUCAUUUCACCCGCAUUUAGCGAGAACUGUAAGGAUCGUGAGCUUAGAGCAGUGGAUUCAGAGCAUAAGAAGAAUUUGCAGAGCGAUAGCUGGCGACUCUUUCAACUCGAAAAAAAUUUAUCAAGUCCGAAUCACCCCUACAGUCAGUUUGGAACAGGAAAUCUGGAAACCCUACAGGAUGCGCCGGGACGGGAAGGGAUCAAUGUCAGAGAUGAGCUCAUUAAAUUCCAUUCAAAGUAUUAUUCUGCCAACAUCAUGAAAUUGGUCAUUCUUGGUCGAGAGCCACUGGAUCAGCUUUCAGACUGGGCGAUCGAAAAGUUUUCGGAUAUUAAGAAUCUGAAUAUCAACCCGCCUGCCAAUUCUAAUCCUCCAUGGACUGCCAAAGAGCUUUUGAAGACUAGCUAUGUCAAGCCUGUUAAAGAUUUUCGUACACUGGAAAUUAAGUUCCCAUUCCCAGAUCAGUAUCCCCAAUAUAGAAUUCAUCCAGCGCGUUAUAUCACCCACACUAUCGGUCAUGAGGGCAGUGGAUCAAUUCUCUCUUUGCUAAAGAAAAAAGGCUGGGCUAAUAACUUGUCUGCGGGUACAUCGCAUGGUGGAAUUGGCUUUGAAUUUUUCAAGAUUUCAGUCGACUUGACCAAAGAGGGUCUGGAUCAUUAUGAAGAUGUAACCGUGGUCGUCUUCCAAUAUAUUGACAUGCUUCGCCGUGAGGGCAUUAGACCUUAUAUUUGGGAUGAGAUCGCUUCAUUGGCUGCAACUUCCUUCAGGUUCAAAGAGAAAAGCCCGGCUGCCGGAUACUCAUCUCGUUUGGCGGGCAUUAUGCAACGUGGUUAUGCUCCCGAAUGGGUCCUGUCUGGUUCCUACUUGAUCCGUGGCUCAGAUCCUAAGGCAAUUAUGGAUUGCAUUGAUGCCCUUAAGAUCGAUUCAUGGAAAAGCCAUCUUGUCACACAGGAUGUAUCCGUCGUUCCCGGUGGAGUAUUUGAUCAAGUUGAGAAAUGGUAUGGCACUGAGUAUCAUGUUGAAGACGUAUCUCCUGCUCUGUUAGAGAAAUUGCAAAAUUUAGAACCAAAUUCAGAUCUUCAUCUCCCCAUGCCUAAUGACUUUAUUCCUGAGAACUUUGAAACCAACAAAAUUCCUACCACAACACCUCUUACCACGCCAGUCUUGUUGAAGCAUACUCCAUUGACUCGCAUCUGGCACAAGAAAGACGAUGUCUUUUGGGUACCAAAGGUCAACAUGUACUUCCAGCUAAAGUCACCACUGUCGUAUUCAUCGCCCAGCAAUAAUGUUAAAACGCAUCUAUAUGUUUACCUACUCAAGGAUGCGCUGAACGAAUAUGCUUAUGACGCAGAUCUGGCAGGCCUUGCCUAUUCCCUCGACACGACUAUAGAGGGCAUGAUCUUGAGUGUGGAGGGCUACAAUGAUAAAGCCCAUGUGUUAUUACAGAAGGUGGUUGAAAAAAUGAAGAACCUUGAGGUUGAUCCUGAGCGGUUUCGAUUGAUGCAAGAUCAAAUGGAUAGGAUGUAUAAAAAUUUCAGGCUGGAGGCACCCCACCAACACGCUAUGUACUACAUGUCUUAUCUGACACAGGAGAAGCUCUGGACUCAUGAUGAAAAACUCGCAGAGUUGAAGGAGCUGACUCCAGCAGACAUUCAGGCUUUUUAUCCAGCGUUACUGAGCCGUCUGCAUAUCGAAGGUCUUAUCCACGGAAACAUGGGCGCAGCAGAGGCACUUAAGGCUGGGUCGAUUAUUGAGAAUUGUCUAGCACCAAAAACUUUGGUACCAUCCGAAUUGUUGUCCCAGAGGUCUCAUAUCCUGCCUGAUAAGUGUAAAGCAGUUUACCAGCGUGAUGUGCCUGAUCCCUUUAACGUCAACUCGGGCGUCGAAUAUUACUUGCAAAUCGAAGAUGCUACGAGCAAGGAGAGUCGUGCGCGUAUUCAGAUCAUGGCACAAAUCAUCAAUGAGCCCUGCUUUAACCAACUCAGGACCAAAGAGCAACUCGGAUACUUGGUUUUUAGUGGGGUCCGCAAACAAUCAGGCGUAACAGGCCUGCGUUUCAUUUUGCAGUCGGAGCGGGAUCCAGUACACCUGGAGAGCAGAAUCGAACACUUUUUGGAGUCAAGGAUGAAAACAUAUUUGGAAGAGAUGUCUCACGAGGAGUACGAUAAGCAGGUCAAUUCGCUGAUCCAAAAGAAACUUGAAAAGGACAAGAAUCUGCGACAGGAAACAUAUAGGUACUGGGGCCAAAUUGUGUCGGGUUACUAUGACUUUGAUGAGAUACAGGAUGAAGUGGAGGAAAUGCGCAGGACCACUCUGGAGACGAUGAGGGAGUUUUUCAGAGAGUCAAUACUGCCAUCUGCACGUAAUGCCAAGAAGCUCUCAGUUCAUUUGCGGUCUCAGAAAGUGCCUCCUGUAGUUUCGAAGAAGGAUAUCAACGAUCAUGGUGGCGAGGUUGCCAAUUCAGAGUCUGAAGAACCCGCGAAGCUGAGAGAAGGCACCUUGAUUAUUGAUGAUGUGGUGGGCUUCAAGGCUGCACUUGAGCUAAGCAGAGCGCCUUAUCCAGUUGUAGAUUUACUGCGAUAUUCUAAACUCUAG